CAACUACUAAUCCCCAUUAUACGAUACAUAUUUCUGCAGUUCGGAGAAAACAAAGAAUCAUCAUGUUAACAAAGGGCAAAGUACAAGGAGGAGACACCAUUAAAAAGAAUUGUUCAUUAACUUCAGUUUUGAUUGUAGUUGGAUUGUGCGGUUUCUUCUACGUAGUUGGUUUAUGGCAACGAAGCGGUUUCGGAAAGGGAGAUAGAAUAGCCAUUGGAGUUAUCAAAAGAACAGAGUGCAUUACUCUCUCUGAUCUCAUGUAUGACACUCCCAACAAUCACAAUGAUGGUGAUCAUAUCAAGGAAUACAACUACAAGCCGUGUGAUGCAAGCUUCAUCGAUCACACGCCGUGUCACCGUCGCAGCGGCGAAAGCCAAGAAAGGCACUGCCCUGCUCAGCAAGAAAAGUUGAAGUGCCUCAUUCCUGCUCCUAAAGGGUAUUCAACACCGUACCAGUGGCCCAAGAAUAGAGGAGGAACACGGUUUCCUCAAGAACUUGAUGCAUACAUUGAUGAACUUUCAUCUGUUAUACCCUUCCACACGGGAAUGAUUAGAACUGCAUUGGAUACUGAGUGUAGGGUUGCUAGUUUUGGUGCAUACAUGUUUAAGAAAAAUGUAAUUACUAUGUCAAUUGGAGGACAUGAAUCUCAAGUGCAAUACGCAAUGGAAAGAGGUGUUCCUGCUAUCAUUGGCGUUCUUGCAACCAUGAAGCUGCCUUUCCCUUCAGGAUCUUUUGACAUGGCACAUUGUUCUCACUGUCUCAUUCCAUGGGACACAGAAGAUGGAAUGUACAUGAUGGAGGUUGACCGAGUUCUCAGGCCUGGUGGUUACUGGAUACUUUCCGGUCCACCUAUCAAUUGGAAGAAUAACUACCAAGAAUGGCAGCGUUCCCAACUGGAACUUGAGAAGGAGCAAAGGAACAUUGAAGAUAUUGCCAAACUUCUUUGCUGGGAAAAGAAAUAUGAAAAGGGUGACAUUGCCAUAUGGAGAAAAAGAUUAAAUUGCAGCCAACAAGACACUCCACCCAUGGCGGCAGCAGUAUGCAAAUCCACCCAUGCUGAUCAUGUCUGGUACAAGAAGAUGGAAAAGUGUGUAACUCCUAGCCCCGGACCAAGCCGUUCAUGGAAACCAUUCCCAGAGAGGCUCAACGCCAUUCCAUCAAGAGUAAGCAGAGAAUAUGUGGAGGUAUACAAGGAGGACAGCCGAUUGUGGAAGAAGCAUGUAAAUGCUUACAAGAGGGUCAACAAAAUCAUUGACUCAGGAAGGUAUCGCAACAUCAUGGACAUGAAUGCUGGUCUGGGAAGUUUUGCUGCAGCUCUGGAUUCAACCAAAUUGUGGGUUAUGAAUGUUGUGCCUACCAUUUCUCAAAAAGCUUCUCUUGAUGUUAUCUUGGAGCGUGGAUUGAUCGGCAUUUAUCAUGAUUGGUGUGAAGCAUUUUCCACAUAUCCAAGAACAUAUGAUCUGAUCCACGCAAAUGGUGUUUUCAGUUUGUACAAGAAUGUAUGUAGUGCAGAAGAGAUGCUACUGGAGAUGGACCGGAUUCUGCGGCCGGAAGGAGCAGUGAUAUUGAGAGAUGAAGAGAAUGUGUUGAGGAAGGUUCAGAGAAUAGUGAGGGGAAUGAGAUGGAAGACCAAAAUGGUGGAUCACGAGGAUGGUCCACUUGAGCAAGAGAAGCUUUUGUUUGCUGUCAAGCAGUAUUGGGUUGAAGGUGACACCAACAUCACCACCACAUGAAAAUAUCACAGGGCAUGUCUUGUAUUUCUAAGAGAAUAUUUGACUUCACUUAGAUUAUUUUCCCUCCAUUCAUAAUUAUGGUCAAAGGCAUCGCCUUUACCUCAAUUAUACUAAAGAACCUAAAACAAAAAAAAAAAUCAUUUAUUAGAAAUUUAUUACGAGUUACGAAUUUCAUAUUUAGAUAAUAUAUGAAUCUAAAAUAGACAUUGUUUACGAGGAGUGCAGAGGUCAGCAAUUUUUGUGUUUUGUAACUAUUAAUUAGUUAUCAAUAGUAUUUUUAA
Molecule: messenger RNA, 2014 nt
Organism: Arachis stenosperma
Lineage: Eukaryota; Viridiplantae; Streptophyta; Magnoliopsida; Fabales; Fabaceae
Product: probable methyltransferase PMT2
Exons: 6
Coding region: 63-1733 (556 amino acids)
Cellular component (GO): cytoplasm; endosome; trans-Golgi network
Molecular function (GO): methyltransferase activity
Source: RefSeq, a predicted model, not a curated record